This is a messenger RNA of Pterocles gutturalis (yellow-throated sandgrouse), 315 nucleotides long. Its product is annotated as casein kinase II subunit alpha-like. Gene Ontology annotation, molecular function: protein serine/threonine kinase activity; ATP binding. The transcript is spliced from 3 exons. The record is from RefSeq and is a predicted model, not a curated record. The annotation marks the transcript as partial. Gene Ontology annotation, cellular component: cytosol; nucleus; protein kinase CK2 complex. Gene Ontology annotation, biological process: protein phosphorylation. Lineage: Eukaryota; Metazoa; Chordata; Aves; Pterocliformes; Pteroclidae.
AUGUCGGGGCCGGUGCCGAGUCGGGCCAGGGUCUAUGCAGAUGUGAACACUCAGAGACCCCGCGAGUACUGGGACUACGAGUCGCACGUCGUGGAAUGGGGGAACCAAGAUGACUACCAGCUCGUGCGGAAACUGGGCCGGGGCAAAUACAGCGAAGUUUUUGAAGCCAUCAAUAUCACCAACAACGAGAAGGUCGUGGUGAAAAUCCUCAAGCCUGUGAAAAAGAAAAAAAUCAAGCGGGAGAUUAAGAUCCUGGAGAAUCUCCGAGGAGGCCCCAAUAUCAUCAGCCUGCUCGACAUCGUCAAAGACCCCGUG